CCGAGGCGGCUGGAGCGUCGCCAGGGCGCCACAAGUGCCGCAGGAGCCGCCGGGAGCGGUCAGACCGCCUCAUUAACCACUCGCAAACCACCGCGGUUUUACAGUUGACCUUGCCUUAGUCCUCUUGACCUAGUUGAGCAUGUCACCUCGGCGGGCCUAGGGGGCGGGGCGAGGGCUGCGGCCGGGGGCGGAGUCUCCAGGAUGGCCUCGCGUGGGCUGCGCCGCAAGAAGUCCUCACUCCAGGAGGUGAAGCUCGCAGUCGUCGGUGCACCGUCGGUGGGGAAAAGCGCCCUCACGGUGCGCUUCCUCACCAAACGGUACAUCGGCGAGUACGACCACCAGCAAGAUUGCAAGUACAAGCAUGAGGUGUUGCUAGACGGAGAGCCGAUACUGUUCGAGAUCCUGGACACCUGUCCCAAGUCGCUAGAAGAGCUGCCAGGCAGCGAGGUGGCGGCGUGGGCGGACGCGCUGUUCCUCGUGUACUCCAUCACGGACCGCGCCUCCUUCACGUACGUGCGCCGGGCGCGGCAGUCGCUGCAGCUGCCGCCGGACGUGCCGCUCGCCCUGGUCGGGAACAAGGCCGACAUGGUGCAUCUGAGACAGGUGAGCGGCGAGGAAGGCGAGAUCCUGGCCAAAGACUUCGAAUGCACGUUCAAGGAGGUGGCGGCGGCGGAGCAGGUGAGCCAGGUGGGCGAGGUGUUCCUCGAGGUGAGCCGCGAGGUGCUGGCCCUGCGGCGCCGCUGCAAACACAGCCUGUUGGACCGCAUGCUCGGCAACAAGACCGCCCGAGCCUACGCACGGGGCAAGAGCGACUCCGCACUACCCAAGGAAUGACCCACGCCGCCUCGCGGCUUCUCUUGCGACUGCCUGUAGUCACGCGGAGCGGCAGCACUGUCGACUGUGUUUGACAGCGAAACAAGAUGGCGGGUUUGAAUUGGCCAAUCAGAAUGCAGCUUUGGAGUACAGUCGAUAGUGCUUGUGUUGAGCGGAUGGUUUAAUUGUUUCGUUCCCGUUCAGUAUUGAUUUGUUACAGAUGAACUUAUUUUUAUAGUUUCCUUUUCUAUUCAUACCGUAAUAGCGUAUUUUUAUGUACUUAGUAAAUUUUAUUUCGUUGUUAAUCAUAGUAUUAAUGUUUAAUUAAGAAUACUUAUUGUUGAGUAAGUACCGUUAUUUGUUGUUUUUCGGAGAGAGAUGUGUGUAUGGGGGGUGCAAAGGAGGGGAUAGAGGAAAAUAUAAAGAUAUGUGCACUGCACGACACAGACAGGAAUUCAUAGUUUAAUAACUUACAUAAACAAUUAUAAUAUAGGCAAUGAUUAAGUAGAUAAGAUUUUAUUGAGAUCAUCAAAUUAUAAUAAUUAAGUUUUAUUAUUUAUUUAAUUCAAUUCUGCGACUCUGGAUGUUUUGGGAAGAUGCAACGUAAAUCCAAUAAAUAAAAACCAGCCAAGUGCGAGUUGGACUCGUGCAUGAAGGAUUUCAUACCAUUACAUACAUAGAUUAAAUAAAUAAGAAAAUUGAUAUUUUAAACACUUAUAAAUACUACUUACUUAAAUUCAAUUACCACACAAUUACUUACCAAGUUUCAACAACAAAAUAGUUCUUAAAGUUUCGAAAAUAGUCUCAGUGCUGACUUUUCAUUUGUAUAAAAAUUUCAGGUUUCAAUUUAGGUACUGUAUCUCUUUCCUGAAACGCCCAGUGUCCAUUCAGAACAGUUUGCUCUGCAUACCUGCUUGGGUAGGUAGGUACUUAUCACUUUGCUUUACUGUACACUCGUAUUAUUUUAACAUCAAGGAACAGAACAAUCUUAUUCAAUGAAAUUCAUAAGAACCGUCCAUUACAAUAUUUUAUGUAAAUUACAGCGAAAAAUGACGAUUUCAUUAAGCCGGCGUUUAUUUUAUAUCAUCAAGUAACAGAAAAAUACAUACCGUUCAUAAUAAUAAUAUAAAUCAGUUCCAAGUCCAAUAAUUAAUUAUGUCAAAAACAGCAACUUAAAAUGAGGAAUUCGGUAAUAAUUGUUGAUUGGGGAGCCGCACGUUAUCUGCGGUGGUACUUCAGUCGAGUCGGACACAUCACACACACACCACAAAUUGUAUUAAUCGUAAUUUUCAUAAUGCAAACUCCAAUAAUUCGACAAAAAGCCUGGGCGGUUGUUCUCUAAAUCGACGAACGAAUGAACAAGAAUUGACACGCAAUCGGCACGCUUAAUACAACGAGAUAGAGCCUGGGGUAGUAGCACGGUGUGCAAUUAAGACGUGACAAAAGUUUUGCAUCGCGCUCGCUCAGAUCAGCCAGCCUCAAGAGCGAGCGCGACGGAGAACUCUUGUCACGUCUUAAACGCGCCCCGUGCUAGUCCUUCUGGUUGGCGCAGCACACCGAAACUUCGGAACAACAAAAAGAUCGUUAAUCUCGACUCUAUCUCGCUGUGUUAAGAGUGCCGAUUGCGUGACAAUUCUCGUUCUGUCGUUCGUCGAUUUAGAGAGUGACCCCCCUGCCUGAUAUUUGAUGACGUAACACGUAAAACUUCAUUAAUUUCAAACUCAGUAAAUUUUUCGUCGAUCAAAAUGACAAGCGGUUGUAACUCAAAAUAGUAUAGGUUUUAGCAGGAGGUGAUUCUGUAAGCAUUAGGUACAUGAUAUUUUUUUCAAUCAUUAGUAGGAACUACUAAAUACUCACUAUCUGAGCGUUCACUAGACUAGGCCGAUGCUUCUUAAAAAAAUAAAUAAAAAUG
Molecule: messenger RNA, 2725 nt
Organism: Plutella xylostella (diamondback moth)
Lineage: Eukaryota; Metazoa; Arthropoda; Insecta; Lepidoptera; Plutellidae
Product: ras-related and estrogen-regulated growth inhibitor
Molecular function (GO): GTP binding; GTPase activity
Source: RefSeq, a predicted model, not a curated record